GGGAUCUACACGUACCUGGAGAGGAACUUUUCAGACUUUAAGCAGAGAGGCUUUGUUGUUGGAUAUGACACACGAGGUCAGGUCACCAGCAACUGCAGCAGUAAGAAGCUUGCAAAGCUCACUGCAGCAGUCCUGCUGGCCAAGGAUGUGCUUGUGUACUUCUUCUCCACCUAUGUCCCUACUCCCUUUGUGCCCUACGCCGUGCAGCAGCUGGGGGCCGUGGCAGGGGUGAUGAUCACAGCCUCCCACAACCGCAAGGAGGACAACGGCUACAAGGUUUAUUGGGAAAAUGGAGCACAGAUCACCUCUCCUCACGAUAAGGAGAUUAUAAAAUGCAUAGAAGAGUGUGUGGAGCCAUGGAAUGGCUCUUGGAAUGAAAACCUGGUGGACACCAGUCCCCUCAGGCAGGAUCCUCUGAAGAAAAUCUGUGACAGCUACAUGGAGGACCUGACCAAGAUCUGCUAUCAUAGGGAGCUGAACGUGCGGAGCAGCCUGAGGUUUGUGCACACCUCUUUCCACGGCGUGGGCCAUGACUACGUGCAGAUGGCCUUCAGAGCCUUUGGCUUCCAGCCCCCCAUCCCAGUGCCCGAGCAGAAGGACCCCGACCCCGACUUCUCCACGGUCAAGUGCCCCAAUCCUGAGGAAGGAGAGUCUGUGCUGGAGCUGUCACUGAGGCUGGCAGAGAAAGAAGAUGCCAGAGUAGUGGUGGCCACUGAUCCAGAUGCAGAUAGACUGGCAGUGGCAGAGCGGCAGGACAACGGCAGCUGGAAGGUGUUCACGGGCAAUGAGCUGGCAGCGCUGUUUGGCUGGUGGAUGUUCUCCUGCUGGAAGGAGAACUGCCCCCAGGAUGCUGACGUGAGCAACGUCUACAUGCUGGCAACCACGGUCUCCUCCAAGAUCCUGAGGGCAAUUGCACUGAAAGAGGGGUUUCACUUUGAGGAAACACUCCCUGGUUUUAAAUGGAUUGGAAGCAGAGUGAAGGAUCUCCUAGACAACGGAAAAGAAGUUCUCUUUGCAUUUGAGGAGUCUAUUGGCUUCAUGUGUGGCACAUCAGUGCUGGAUAAGGAUGGAGUGAGUGCAGCCGUGGUCAUUGCAGAAAUGGCAACUUAUCUGCAGAGCCAGGGCCUGACCCUGGCACAGAAACUCGUUGACAUUUUUGAAGUGUACGGGUAUCACAUCUCCAAGACCUCCUAUUUCCUGUGCUACGACCCUGCCACCAUCAAGAAGCUCUUUGAGAGGCUGCGCAACUUCGAGGGCCCCGAGUCGUACCCCAAGAGCUGUGGGGCUUACAGCAUCCUGCACGUCAGGGACAUCACCACGGGCUACGACAGCAGCCAGCUGAACCACAAGUCUGUGCUGCCAGUGAGCAAGAGCAGCCAGAUGAUCACGUUCACCUUCCAGAACGGCUGCGUGGCCACGCUGCGCACGAGCGGCACCGAGCCCAAGAUCAAGUACUACGCUGAGAUGUGUGCCCUGCCCGGGCACAGCGACAGAAGUGUGCUGGAAGAGGAGCUGCAGAAGCUGAUUGAGGCUCUGAUUGAGGAUUUCCUGGAGCCUGCCAAGAACGGGCUGACCUGGCGCUCUGCGUAGAGCCCGGGCAGGGGAGGCUUGGAACAAAGGAGCCCGGAGCAGAACCAGUCUCAUCUCUGUGUCUGUGUGUGUGUUUCCAACAGCUGCGUUCUUUUCUGUGCAGAAGAAGCUUUCUUUCUUCUUUUGUCAGGCUUUUCACCAAACUGGGACAAGGAGAGGAGGUCAGAGGAAAGGGUGGGAUUUGUUGUCGCAGUUUUCAGUCCUUUUGACCAAAAGUUUAAUUAACCCACACCAAUGCAAAUGAACUGCCCGGGUACCUUUGAGGCAGCUGAGCUCAGCUGCCACGUCUUGUCUUAAAACUCAUUUCAGGUACCUGAAACACCUCUUUCUGUGUGAGAAAAGGUUUUAAAGUUUUAAAGGAGUGAUCACUCCUCACUGACAGCAAAGGCUGCUGCUUCCCUGCAGCUCUGAGACCUUCCUUACAGGUCUGCACUUCCAAAAGCAUCCAAGCAGAGCUCAGCAUUUCUUGUGUAGGCAAAUGGUUGGCAUUUUUCAUCUAGUUAAGAGUUCUUCUGUUGGUAAAGGUGUUCUUGGGCAUUGUAGCUUUCCUGUGUGUGUCUUAAAAUAAUUGGCAAUGAAACAAUAGUGGCAACAGCUGCAGCCUGGGGUUGGAAUUGCCUGGUGCCAUUCCAAGGCUUCCAAAGGAGCAGGAACUUGGUCAUUCCUUGGUAAAAUUGCCCCUCCUGACUACUACAGGCUCUGCAGCCACUUUUUGUCACACAUCUCUGCA
Zonotrichia albicollis (white-throated sparrow) is the source of this 2320-nucleotide messenger RNA. The record is from RefSeq and is a predicted model, not a curated record. Lineage: Eukaryota; Metazoa; Chordata; Aves; Passeriformes; Passerellidae.